Molecule: messenger RNA, 4225 nt
Organism: Pseudoliparis swirei
Lineage: Eukaryota; Metazoa; Chordata; Actinopteri; Perciformes; Liparidae
Product: transmembrane protein 168-like
Exons: 4
Coding region: 883-2994 (703 amino acids)
Source: RefSeq, a predicted model, not a curated record
UAGGAGAUUGAGAGGGACAUUUAUUGAUGCGUAUUUUAAUUGGCAAAAUAUGUCAACAUCGGUAGCAGUUGAAAACAUAAAUAAUGUAGGGUCCUAUGUAUUUGGAGCCAGGGUUAUGCUGAACACUGCGUUGUAUACCUUGACGUUAAGGCCAUUUUGACAAUGGGGCAAUGUUGUCCUUUUGUCAGGGGUUAAAAGUUAACACUUGAAACUUACACUAGUAUUUUAUGUGGGUGUAACAGCAAAUUACUAUCGCUCAAAUCCCAAAAAUACAGAUGUUUAAAGGCAUUUUUACAGAUUUUCUUAUUUCCUUAUGAAGGUAGGAUUGGCUUAAUUUGUUAAAAUCCAGACUAGUGCAUUGUUUUCCCUUUUGCUUAGAUUAUGAGCACAGAGGUUUUACUUUUUACAGUUUCCAUGAGUAAAUCUUGAGUUUACUCUUCUCCGCGCAUUCUUAUCAUUAAGAUCCACAAACUACGUUUUUAGCGUUGGUCGAACUGUUUUGACCCUCGAGGCUUGCCGUAGUCGGCGCAGCCACUCGAAGCCUGUCAACUCGAAACUUUAGACGCAACAAACUUUUUGAGCUGGCGAAGUAGUUUCCUCUCCUGGCUUCAGGGCGCUUCGUCUUAGCGCCAUUAAAACAAAACCAGCCCCGGACAUCAGAUGACAAGAACAUAAACAACGUAAACCAUCAACAUGUAAAUAUGUCGGCGUGCUAACUUUGCAGAAGUAGUUAAGCUAGCCCCACUUUCAACACAUUAGCUAACGCUAGCGAGUCGUCAACGGAUUAAAAAUGUCGUAACUGAUAAUAAACCGGACUAUAACUCAGAAAAAAAACCCUGUUUUUUCGGUCGUAGCUUUGCCUCGUCCGUCUUUCUCGUCGAGAUGUGGCGCUUUCUCCGCUACUGUGUCAGCCACUGCCUCCGAGCGGCGAUGACCCGACUCGAGGACGUGAACGGAGAGGUGAGCGUGGGCUCGUCCGUCCGGUGGCUCGGCUACCUGUCCCGGCUCAACCUCCUGGUCGCCCUGUGCUUGGGGCUCUACGCCCGGUGGGAGACGACCGCGGACGCCGCCCUGCUGGUGGUGUUCGUCCUGGCUCUCAUCGUCCCCGCGGUCGCGACCGCGUCGCACUGCUUCCCCGGCACGGAGAGGGUCGGCCUCGGUCUCCUCCACCUGUGGUUCGGCUUCCUGCUCGGGCUGCAGGGUUUCCUCCACCGCGGCGACGACGCGAAGGCGCGCGCCGCCAACUACCUGCUGCUGGCCAGCGCGGGCUCGCGCUCGCUGUGGGCGCUGCUGGAGCGGCUGCGCGGACGCGCCAGGUGCCGACCCGCCUUCCUCACCGCGGCGGAGCGGCUCGAGCUGGUGGGCUUCGCCGCCGCCAGCACGGCGCUGCCCGCCCGGGACUCCGUGAGCGUGACGGUGCUGCUGGCGGCGCUGGCCGCGGUCAUGGUGGCCCUCCGGGUGAAGGCGUGCCUGGCGCUCCCCAACUUGCUCUGCUUCGGCGUCGUCGCCGGCGCGCUGUUCUUCGAGUCCCUGAACGCCUCCGUUAACCCCUUCGCCCUCGCCUGCUUCUUCGGCCGGCUCGUCUGCGACCCUCUGCUGGACGUCGGCUUCAGCGGGCUCUCUGUGACCGAGCGCUGGCAGCCGUUCCUGGCGUGGCCGGCCCCGUGGCGCCGGCUGUCCCUCCUCCCUCUGGCCGCCGUGGAGGUGACCUUCAUCGGUCUGGCUGCCCAGAAGCUGCGAGACCUGGACCGGUGGUACCUGACGAUCCCGGGCUUUGUGGGCUGUGCGUUCUUCUGGGCCGCCAGCCACAUGGUGUUCGUCAUCACGCUGUGGGGCUUUCACACCAAGCUCAGUGAAUGCAGGAGGCUGUGCUCGUCCCAGGGGUCAGGGGUCAGCGGCCUGAACAAGAUCAUGGCCUCGAAGGGCAUGAGACACUUCUGCCUCAUCUCGGAGCGCCUGGUGAUGUUCUCGCUGCUGUCGACCGCCGCCGUGGCUGCACUUUGUUGGCAGGCCUCCAGCAGCGUCUUCGUGAGCGUCUUCCUGCUCGUCCUGCCUCUGGAGUCUCUGUUUCACGGCCUCUUCCACGAGCUCGGCAGCAGCCUCGGAGGAACCUGCGUGGGCUACGCCGUGGUCAUCCCCACCAACUUCUGCAGUCUGGACGGUCAGCCCGUGCUGCUGCCGCCGAGCCAGGUCCAGGAGCUGAACGAGCGCUCCACGGGCAUGUUGAACCAAAUCCAGCGCUUCUUCGCCCACCACUUCAUCGAGACCUUCGGCUGCGACUACUCCAGCAGCGGCGUGACCAAGGAGGCGCUGCAGGCCAAGAUCACGGCUUUCUUUGAGCUCCAAACGGCAGACGGACCUCGCCACGACACCUACGUGGUCUUCUACAGCGGCCACAGUCACCGCUCCGGAGAGUGGGCGCUGGCAGGUGGAGACAGUCUCCGCCUGGACCAGAUCCUGGAGUGGUGGCGGGAGAGGAACGGCAGCUUCUGCUCGCGCCUCAUCUUCGUGCUCGACUGCGACCACUCGUUGCCGUGGGUGAACGAGGUGAAGCAGGUGGAGGGCCUGUACGUCGCCGUGCAGGGCGCGACGCUCACGCAGGUGACGGACGUGGAGCAGCAGGAGCCCCCGCAGCUCGGGGACUUCACCGCUCAGUGGGUGGAGUACAACUGCAACUCAAACAGCAGCAUCCGGUGGUCGGAGAGGGGCGGGGCCGUGUCGGCCGCCUACGGCAUCUCCAAAUACUGGAGCGACUACACGCUGCACCUGCCGACAGGAAGCGACGUCACCGACUACUGGGGCGCGUUCUUCCCUCGGAUGACCUACCCGGUGGUGCGGCUGGUGGCCGGCGGGUGGAUGUCCGACAGCCUGAGCGGGCUGGAGCCCUGCGGUCGAGUCCUGCGAUAUCUGAAGAGGCUCAAACUAAACUGGUAUCCCCCGGCGACGCUGGACACCGGCCAAGGCUUCAAACUGGUGCGCUCAUACAAAAUCUGAAUAUAGUGAAUAUAUUUUUUUUAAAGUUGAGUUUUUUUGGACCUUGAGAAUCGGCGGCUAUCGGAUCGUUUACGCACGCCAGCGUCACUUAGUUUCCGAUUGGUCGGUCCGGAGUUAGUCUAUUUUACUACCAGUUUUUAUAUUCUUUUGCAAAUGUUUCUAUUAACGUGUUUUUUAGGUGCGGUCUAAAGAUGUUAAUAUCCCUACGUGGCUAAAUUUUGCACAUUUCUGCAUCAUAUAUGAUUCCAACUUCAUUUUUAGGAACAUUCGUGCCUUUUCCUGUAAAAUCACCAAAGAAUAAUCAGAUGGCGACGCGUUUGGCCUUUUAACCAAAGUGGUACAUUGUCAGAGGACGACCUCGGCAUGAAUCAUCAGCGCCAUGACAACGCUCCAGAGACGUUUCUAGAGGGCAAGAUGUCGCAGCUCUUGUGUUUCGACUGAAAUGAUUCCCGUUGCACUCGGCUGCUCCACACUAUGCAUUUUAUUAUCUUGGAUGCCCCGCUUUGUUGUUAUGUUGUGAUGCUUUCAGGGGUCGUCGUUGUUGUUCUUUUCAAACGCUCUCCAGCUGCUUCAGUUUAAAGUGUGCCAACGAUGGCACUACACACGUCAGUAUUUAUGUCAGAAUAAACCCCAGGCAUUAAAUGAGUCACAUGAUGAGAUCCAUUUUCUUCCUGGAGGUUGAUCAAAGUGUAUUAUGUUAUGCAAGAUGAUUCAGGUGAAAGAUAAACUAUGCAAUAAAAGGAGGAGUGGGACCUCGCUGCUCAAAUCAGGAUUGGGCUCCUCGUUGGAUGCAUCCUCCAAUUAACUCAAAACAGGUUAUUACAGGUUUUGGGAACACAAAGAAAUCUAAUAUACAUAAAAAAAUCAAUACUCUGCAUUUGAGGAACACUGGGGUCAUUAUUUCCUUACAUUUUCUUGGAAAUAACUUUUUAAUUUAGCAUUAAUUAUAGGAAGUAUACUUAAGAGUUUUACUUUAAAUAACAGCUCCCUUUAAACACAAAUUAGUAUUUAUUCAUCAUGUCGACUUUUAUACUUGCCUGGAGACCAAUUUCAGCCAAAUUAUAUAAUUCUCUCUUAACUAAAAUAGAUUUGUGUGUGGAUCAUCAGUUACUGGCUCUCUGCUCCCAGAUUUGUUUUGUUUUUGGCUUCUUUGCACUUAUACACUUUAUCUCGUGCACCUCACUGUUAGUUUAGUUUUACUAUUCUUAAAAUAAACAAAACAAAGAGGUAA